AUGCUUGACCUCAAACCCGAAUAUCUCGAGUUGGUCAAGACUAUCGUCGGCCGAUACUUUCCCGAUUGCGAAGUCCGGGCAUACGGUUCAAGGGUCAGUGGCAAUGCUCGCAAAUAUUCUGAUCUUGACAUCUCGAUUGUCGGGCCGGACGAACUCGAUCGACGCCAAUUGAUGGAUCUGAGAAACGCGUUUGAUGAAUCCGACCUUCCGAUCCGUGUCGACAUCCACGACUGGCACAAGACAUCAGAAAGCUUCCAGAAAAUCAUCGAAGAACGGUACGUCGUAAUCCGAUGA
Molecule: messenger RNA, 294 nt
Organism: Geodia barretti
Lineage: Eukaryota; Metazoa; Porifera; Demospongiae; Tetractinellida; Geodiidae
Source: the annotation of a GenBank genome assembly